AUUAAAAUAUUGUCCUAUCAAAACAAUACAAUUAUAAUAGUCAUGCGAACCCUCCAUUUUGCAUCUAUGUAGCAAUCUUUAACUUUUUUGCAGGUCAAGUAAAGAUGAUGCGGAACAAGCUAGUCGUUGUAGUAUCGAUCAUCUUGAAUCUUGUACUUACCAUCCAUAUUCUUUAUAAUAAUUCAACCACAUGGAAUCCAACAUGGACCAAUAGAGCAGCCGCGGAGGCCGAAGCUGCAGCCUCUCUUUCAUGCUCAGGGCAUGGCAGAGCUUACGUGGACGGUCUUGGUGUCCUUGACGGCCAUAAACCUCCUUGUGAGUGCAACAACUGCUACACAGGCAAAGAUUGCUCCUUCUUUGUACCAGAUUGCCCUGUCGAUGCUGACUCAGGAAACCCUUUGUUCUUGGAGCCUUUCUGGAUGCGUAACGCAGAGGGAAGUGCGGUUGUUGAGUCAGGGUGGCACAGGAUGAGUUAUCGUUAUAGCGAAAUUGGCUCAUUUGUGUCUGCAGAACUCGAGAAGAUCAUUAGAGAGCUGCAUAAUGUAGUGGGAAAUGCAGUUACUGAUAACAGAUUCAUAAUCUUCGGAACUGGAGCCACACAAUUGAUUGCAGCUUCUGUUCAUGCCUUGUCCCAAACUAACUCGUCCUCAUUAUCUCCUUCCAGACUUGUGACUUCUGUUCCAUACUACAAUAUGUACAAACAACAAGCAGAUUUCUUUAAUUCUGCCGAUCUCAAGUUUGAAGGAGAUGCGUCUGCGUGGAAGAAGAGCGAGGGCAAUGAUAAUAUGACAAGAGUUAUAGAGAUGGUGACAUCUCCGAAUAAUCCAGAUGGGAAGCUGAAAAGAGCGGUUCUUGACGGUCCCAAUGUCAAAACAAUUCAUGAUUGUGCUUACUACUGGCCUUAUUUCUCACCUAUUACACAUCCAGUUGAUGAAGAUUUGAGCUUGUUCAGCCUCUCCAAGUCUACGGGUCAUGCGGGCUCAAGAUUCGGCUGGGCAUUAGUAAAAGACAAAGUUGUUUAUGAAAAGAUGAAAAGAUAUAUAAGUCUAAGUAGUAUGGGAGUUUCAAGAGACACACAACUUCAUGCUUUGCAGUUGCUUAAAGUAGUGAUCGGUCAUGGUGGAGAUAAUAUAUUCCAUUUUGGUUAUGGAACGUUGAAAAAAAGAUGGGACAAACUGAACGAGAUCAUGUCCAUGUCCAAGCGUUUUUCGCUCCAGACAAUCAAACCUGAGUACUGCAACUAUUUCAAGAAAGUUAGGGACUUUACUCCAUCUUAUGCUUGGGUGAAGUGUGAGAGACCAGAAGACAAAAACUGCUACGAAAUUUUCAAAGAGGCGAAAAUAACAGGACGCAAUGGCGAAUGGUUUGGAUCGGAGGAAAGGUUUGUGCGUUUGACUCUCAUCAGAUCACAAGACGACUUUGAUCAGCUUAUUGCUAUGCUGAAGAAGUUUGUCUCCAAGGAAGCUGUAUUAGUUGGCUCUAUCUGAAACUUUUUGUUGUGAUCACAUGUCUUCAAUUCAAUCAUAUGAAAUAAAUAUCUUGAUUUCAGUCACA
This is a messenger RNA of Camelina sativa (false flax), 1554 nucleotides long. RefSeq names its product tryptophan aminotransferase-related protein 3. Gene Ontology annotation, molecular function: transaminase activity; carbon-sulfur lyase activity. The record is from RefSeq and is a predicted model, not a curated record. Gene Ontology annotation, biological process: amino acid metabolic process. Lineage: Eukaryota; Viridiplantae; Streptophyta; Magnoliopsida; Brassicales; Brassicaceae.